CCAUCGGGUCCGCCUGUGACUUCCAAGUGUUUCUAUAUUUUAAUUCGCUAGAUAGGACGCCUGUCUUGCCUUUUUAGGAUGGUGAUUGGCUAAGGAAGUGUCCCCUGCCGAAAGCCUGUGGUGUGGUCAGUUGUGUGGAACAGGGGCCCCCAUCAUGCAGCACUUCAACAGAAAGUGUUCUAUGCCCGAGAGGCUGAUCCGUACCAUCUCCUCCAUCCGAUCUCUGCCAGGGGACAGUGUGGAGUCUCUGAUUCGAAAGGGCGCAGACGUCAACUGCCCACAUGACACUCUGAUGCCGCUGCAUAGCGCCUGUAUGGUGUGUGAUCCAGACUGUGUGGAGCUACUGCUGGAGAAUGGAGCUCAUGUGGAUUCUCAGGAUGGGUACCAGCGCACUGCCCUGCACUAUGCAGCUGAGAAGGAUGUAACGUGCGUUGAGAUCCUCAUAGAAUACGGCGCCAAUCCAAAUGCCCUGGAUGGAAAUCAAGACACACCAUUGCACUGGGCAGCUUUCAAAAACAAGGCAGAAUGUGUGCUGGCUCUCCUCGAAGGUGGCGCCAAAGUGAAUGCAAGAGACUACAACCAGGACACUCCUCUGAGUUGGGCAGUCAUGAAGGGCAAUUUAGAAAGUGUGCGGCUACUGCUGGAACAUGGGGCACAGCCAGACACUGUCAACCUAAAGGGACAGUAUCCUGCAGGACGCUUGGCGGCACUCAUGGGGCGAGGCCUUGGUGGUGAGAGGGAGGAGGAAUGUCUGGAACUACUUAUUAGAGCUAGUGGUCAACUACGAUUUAAAAAAGGGGGAGGGUUACCCCCUGAAGCAGCCCGUGAUGCCCAUCUGUGCCAACGGUUUACAGAACUAUGCUCAUAUCCAUGUUCCUUAAAGGCCAUAUCCAGGCGAGUAGUGAGGGGCAGCCUUGGCGAGUGUCUGCUAUCCAAAGCUGUGACUGAACUGCCUGUCCCUAGAUCCGUUCAAGACUACCUACUCCUCAAGGAAUAGCUAGACAUGCAUGUUCCAAUGGCUGCCCAGAGGUGCAGUCAUAAUACUUUUGUUUAAAGGAUCACAAAUGGCAGCGUUUGUCCUUUUUCAAUUAUCUGAACUUUAUAAAAAACAAUUUUCUUACCUGAUUUAUAAAAGGAUAAGCAAGUUCAUCUUUAAUAGAGAGAAAUCCUAUUACUGUGAAGGGUGCAACCAUAUUGCUUCUUGUGAACCAUCAGUAACAGUGAGAUGUAGAUAUAUUACACUAUAAAUUCUGGGGGACAUUGACCAUAUUGGACUCUGGGUUAUCAUGUUCAGAACCAUGUUGUCCCCUUGCUUAGAGAGCCAUAUUAUUAGGAUCCUUCACCGUUUCAUCGACUUCCUGUGUUUGCCCCAUCACUUUGUCUGGAAUUGAUUACUUGAGCCUGUGUAUUUCCGCUGGUGAUGGAAUGCUGUCAGUGCUUGGGUUGCUUGCCACAUGCUUGAAUAGCAACUGCUUGUCAACAGUGGCGACAGGAAGUUGCAGCCUGAGUAAUAGACAUUUAUUUACCAGCGGCCCAGAUGCCUAGUGUGCCAUAGGCUUAAAGUUCUCUGCAAUUCACUAGAAGUAUAGAACACCGCGUGCCCACAAUAAAACCAUCUUUAUUUAAAGGUGAA
Molecule: messenger RNA, 1633 nt
Organism: Xenopus tropicalis (tropical clawed frog)
Lineage: Eukaryota; Metazoa; Chordata; Amphibia; Anura; Pipidae
Gene: asb8
Product: ankyrin repeat and SOCS box containing 8
Exons: 4
Coding region: 155-997 (280 amino acids)
Biological process (GO): protein ubiquitination
Source: RefSeq, a predicted model, not a curated record